Molecule: messenger RNA, 288 nt
Organism: Eimeria necatrix
Lineage: Eukaryota; Apicomplexa; Conoidasida; Eucoccidiorida; Eimeriidae
Exons: 3
Coding region: 1-288 (95 amino acids)
Source: RefSeq, a predicted model, not a curated record
AUGGAUGAGUCUGUAAUUCUAGAGGCGGAGGAUGAUGAUGCAGGAAUUGCUUGCCGUGUCGUGGUGUUCUGUGCCUCUGAGCUUGAAUUCGUUUUGAACUUGUUGGCUAUUUGCAGAGAGUACGCUACUCAAAAAAGCCUUCUCCAUCCCGGCAAGCUUGAAUUCGUUUUGAACUUGUUGGCUAUUGCAGAGAGUACGCUAAUCAAAAAGCCUUCUCCAUCCCGGCAGUGGCAUGUUGUUUUGUUCGAAGAUGCCGUGCAUCAGAGCCUGAUUUUAUGCUAUAAGUAA